Strigops habroptila (Kakapo) is the source of this 2403-nucleotide messenger RNA. RefSeq names its product speckle type BTB/POZ protein (gene SPOP). The transcript has 9 exons. Gene Ontology annotation, molecular function: ubiquitin protein ligase binding. The coding region runs from base 443 to 1567 and encodes 374 amino acids. The record is from RefSeq and is a predicted model, not a curated record. NCBI's taxonomy places the organism in Eukaryota, Metazoa, Chordata, Aves, Psittaciformes, Psittacidae. Gene Ontology annotation, cellular component: nucleus; cytoplasm. Gene Ontology annotation, biological process: proteasome-mediated ubiquitin-dependent protein catabolic process; regulation of proteolysis.
UCUGAUAGUCUGAGUCUCUCAGAAUGAAAACAGGGAGUAAGUAGUGAGUUGGAACGGUGGCCUCAGAGUAAAGUACUAAAUGCAGAGUCAAGUGGGAGUCUUGGACUCCUUAAAGCAAAUGAUAUGCUGGGCUUAUUCCUGGAAGGAGCUGCAUAUUGAAAGAAUGAGUGGAGGUGGUAUAUCCCCUCUCCAGAAAACAUAUGGCAACACUUGGGAAUGUUUAAAUAGAACAACACAUUUUGAAGGGGGAAGGGAGAAAGCACGCUGAUGGCUUCAACGUGUGUCCCAUGGGAUUUACCAGCGCUCCUGAAGGUUGGUUUGGGUUUUUCUCUUCAGGCUUUAAUUGUUUUCCUUUUCUCUCUUGCUGGGGCUGGCAGAGUGAAGCUCAGUUCUGCAUUUCUUCUGCUGAGUGGUGAAAUCCUGUUGAAUCUUCAAACUGGCGAUGUCAAGAGUGCCGAGUCCUCCCCCUCCGGCAGAAAUGUCGAGUGGACCUGUAGCAGAAAGCUGGUGCUACACUCAGAUCAAGGUAGUGAAGUUUUCCUACAUGUGGACCAUAAACAACUUUAGCUUCUGCCGAGAAGAAAUGGGUGAGGUCAUCAAAAGCUCAACCUUUUCAUCUGGAGCCAAUGAUAAACUCAAAUGGUGUUUACGUGUGAACCCCAAAGGCUUGGAUGAAGAAAGUAAAGAUUAUCUAUCCCUCUAUCUGCUGCUGGUGAGCUGUCCCAAAAGUGAAGUUCGAGCCAAGUUCAAAUUCUCCAUCCUGAAUGCUAAAGGAGAAGAGACAAAAGCAAUGGAGAGCCAGCGAGCCUAUCGAUUUGUACAAGGCAAGGACUGGGGGUUCAAAAAAUUCAUUAGAAGAGACUUUCUUUUGGAUGAGGCCAAUGGACUUCUUCCAGAUGACAAACUCACUCUCUUCUGUGAGGUGAGCGUGGUACAGGACUCUGUCAACAUCUCUGGCCAGAACACCAUGAACAUGGUGAAGGUGCCCGAGUGCCGCUUGGCAGAUGAGCUGGGAGGGCUCUGGGAGAACUCACGCUUCACUGACUGCUGCCUGUGCGUGGCAGGCCAGGAGUUCCAGGCUCACAAAGCCAUACUAGCAGCGCGUUCCCCGGUCUUCAGUGCCAUGUUUGAACAUGAGAUGGAAGAGAGUAAAAAGAAUCGUGUGGAGAUCAAUGAUGUGGAGCCCGAAGUUUUUAAGGAAAUGAUGUGCUUUAUUUACACGGGGAAGGCACCAAAUCUGGACAAAAUGGCUGAUGACUUGCUGGCAGCUGCUGACAAGUAUGCUCUAGAACGUCUGAAGGUGAUGUGUGAGGACGCCCUGUGCAGUAACCUGUCUGUGGAAAAUGCAGCUGAGAUCCUCAUUCUAGCUGACCUACAUAGUGCUGAUCAACUGAAAACUCAAGCUGUGGACUUCAUUAACUAUCAUGCUUCUGACGUCAUGGAGACAUCAGGCUGGAAGUCUAUGGUAGUGUCACAUCCCCAUUUGGUGGCUGAGGCAUAUCGCUCUCUGGCCUCUGCACAGUGUCCCUUUCUGGGACCCCCACGUAAGCGACUGAAGCAAUCCUAAAGUCGUCUUUGUCACACCACCCCAUGUUUUUCUGGAAGCAGCAUCAUCCGUUGCUGCUGUAACCUUGACCACCAGGUAGACAGCGAAAUCUGUGGAGCUUUUACUCUGUUGUUGGGGGGAAGAGACUGCUUCGUGACACCCAGACUUUUUAAAACAGCACCAAGUAACUUGGGGAGAGGGGGGAGGGUGGGCCUGGGGCUCUGGGGCUGUUCAACCUAACGAAUCCCUGUCGCUGCAUCGUCUGUGUGUUCCCUUCGACUUGGCUGAGUCAAUUAAGUCCAGGGUUCGGUUUAGGCACCAACCCAAGUCACAAUAACCCAGCAGAGGUCCUGGGCAAAACAACGUCUCUGCGUCUGGCAGCACAGAACGAAUCGUCAGAUGCCUGGAGCAAGAGGACAUUUUAGCUUUGGAGAGCAUUGGAGGGUUAAAAAGAAUUCCCAGGGAGGUUCUGGAAAGGAAAGACCUGAUGGGAGCUCCAGUAGUAUUUAUAUCAAAACAAAACAAAGAGAAUUUAAGUCCUUCCAGCUGAGCUAAAAACUGGACAUUUGUGUAACUCCUUAUUGCCAUCCAGCAACAAGAUCAGUUUCUCUGUUAGUAGCACUUGUAUGUUAAUUGCAAAAAAACAAAACCCAAGAACCCCCCCUCCCCCUUUUAUAGGCAGGUUGAGGUGAAGGGGACAGCGAAGGGCUGUGUGUUCUGGCGGGGGUGAGAGCCUGAAGGCAGCCUUUGGGCAAGGCUUGGUUUGAAAGGACUAUAGAAACUCCUGGCUGUGGAGCGUGCUGUCUGACGAGAACAACGGUUCCUGGUUUUAGAUAUUGUGGGAAAUGUUUUUGGCA